Messenger RNA from Sclerotinia sclerotiorum 1980 UF-70, 1431 nucleotides. RefSeq lists its product as hypothetical. The record is from RefSeq and is a predicted model, not a curated record. The coding region runs from base 1 to 1431 and encodes 476 amino acids. The transcript is spliced from 3 exons. Lineage: Eukaryota; Fungi; Ascomycota; Leotiomycetes; Helotiales; Sclerotiniaceae. Gene Ontology annotation, biological process: ammonium transmembrane transport. Gene Ontology annotation, cellular component: plasma membrane. Gene Ontology annotation, molecular function: ammonium channel activity.
AUGAGCACACCCAUCUUCAACCUCUCAAUCCCCAACGGCGGAAACCCCCAACUCAUAGACGUCAACGCGCAAUAUUCUGGUUACGAAUUCCACUACACGUACAUCAUCUUCUGCGGAUUCAUCGUCUGGCUCAUCAUCCCCGGAAUCGGUCUUCUUUACAGUGGACUUGCACGGCGAAAAUCAGCUCUUACUUUACUCUUCCAAUCGCUUCUCGUAGUGGCAGUAACGACGUUUCAAUGGAUGUUUUGGGGCUAUUCUCUUGCGUAUUCGCGGACUGCGGGUCCAUUUAUUGGUGAUCUAGCGAAUUUCGGUUUGAGGAAUGUGAUGGCUGCUCCGUCGUUGGGUAGUGCGGUGAUUCCGGAAAUCGUGUUUUGUUUGUAUCAAUUGCUGUUUUGUGCGUGUACAGUUCAGAUUGUGGUUGGUGGUGCUUUUGAGAGAGGAAGGAUUAUGCCAAGUUUGGUGUUUGGGUUUUGGUGGGCUACUGUUGUUUAUUGUCCGAUUGCUUGUUGGACUUGGAAUCCUAGUGGGUGGUUGUAUAAUCUUCCUUCUUUGGAUUUUGCAGGUGGUGGUCCAGUUCAUAUUGCAUCUGGAUGGUCUGCAUUGGCAUAUGCUCUCGUAUUAGGAAAACGCAAGCACACUGGCGAGAAGUCUCAUGGUAGACCACAUAAUACUACACUUGUUUUCCUUGGUACAGUACUCAUUUGGUUUGGAUGGUUUGGUUUCAAUGGUGGUAGUGCUUUGAAUGCCUCCAUUAGAGCCAUGCUCGCUGCAUUCAAUACCAAUACUGCUGCUUGCACUGGAAUGCUUGGAUGGGUUCUCGUCGAUUAUAUAAAACAUGGUGGGAGAUUCAGUCUUGUAGGAGCUUGUGAGGGAGCAAUCGCUGGACUUGUAGGAAUCACUCCUGCUGCAGGAUAUGUUUCCGUUUGGUUGGCUGCAGUCAUUGGUUUCAUAACUGCAGUAGUCUGCGCAUUAUUACAAAACGUAAAUGAAUGGCUUCAUAUUGAUGAAGGAAUGGACGUCUUCAAACUUCAUGGUAUCGGUGGGAUGGUAGGAAGUAUUUUGACUGGAAUAUUCGCUACAUCUUCUAUAAGCAUGCUUGAUGGAGUAACCUCGGCCUCAGGUGGUAUUGAUGGAAAUGGUAUUCAAGUGGGUAAACAAUUCGCAGAGAUUACCGCCAUUUCAGCCUACUCAUUCAUAGUGUCUUGUGCUCUUCUCUAUAUCCUGAAAUUCAUUCCAGGAAUGCACUUGCGUGUAACAGAAGAGGCUGAGAUUCAAGGCUUAGACAUGGAUCAAUUCUUUGACGAGCAAAUUGGUGAUUGGGCAAUAUUUGAUGAAUUGGAUCAGAGGAAAAUGGUAUUGGAUGGGAUCUCGCCAGGAACGCCACAGGUGCAAGAGGUACAAGAAAGGGUAGAACAGACUAAGCAAUCUUAA